CUUCCGCGGCCUUGCUCUGCGCGGCUGUCCCUGAGAGCUCACCUUCCUCCGAGUCAGAAAACUUUGCCUGCAGGGGGGAAAGGGGAACCGCGGAGAGAAAAGGCGCACAGGCAAGGCAGUAGUGGGGAAUCGCGGAACUUUAACCUCACCCCGAGUGUUGGCCCACAGCGGGGUGAACCCAGGGCAGGCCGACAAAGACAUUAGGAUGUGGGUCUGGUACCUCUUGCUCGGUUCGGGAACGGGCACCAGCUCGGUUGAGAGCCAGUUACUUCCCGGGAAUAACUUCACCACUGAGUGCAACAUCCCGGGAAACUUCAUGUGUGGGAAUGGGUUGUGUAUCCCUGGAAAUUGGCAGUGCGAUGGUGUUCCUGACUGUUUCGACAAGAGCGAUGAGAAGGGUUGUUCGAAGGUGCGGUCGAAGUGUGCCCCUACGUUCUUUGCCUGCGCCAGUGGCCUGCACUGCAUCAUCGGCCGAUUCCGCUGCAACGGAUUCCGGGACUGCCCCGACGGCAGCGAUGAGGACAACUGCACCGGUAAUCCUCUGGUGUGCUCGUCGUCGCGGUUUCCUUGCCGGAAUGGGCGUUGUGUGGAUCGCAGCUUCCUCUGUAACGGACAUGAUAACUGCCAGGACAACAGUGAUGAAGAGAACUGUCUCUCCACAGCAGAGUCUCCGGGGCAGGACUUUGUGACGCUGGACUACCGCCUGCGCUACUACCCCAGCAUCACCUACGCAGUCAUAGGCAGCGCUGUCGUCUUCGUCCUGGUGGUGUCGCUCUUGGCCCUGGUGCUGCACCACCAGCGGAAGAGGAGCGUGCUGCUACCCCGCGCCUCCCGCGGGGGCCCCCACCACCACAACCACCACCACCACCAACAGCACCACCACCACCACCACCACCAACAGCAGCAGCAGCAGCAGCCCCUGCUCCUUUCCAGGCUGGUGAUCGUGGACAGGGGCCCUGUGCACGCCGCUGGCCCGCGCCUCCCGCUCGUCUCCUCCUCGGGCCCCUUCAGCUCGGGGCAGAGCCUGCAGCUGCUCACGGGGACCCUGUAUGCCCGAGGAGCUCCGCUAGACUCCCCUCCCUCGUACUCGCAGGCCGUGCUGGAUGUCAGUCGACCUCCGUGGUUUGACCUCCCGCCUCCCCCGUAUCCUCCUGAUGCUGACCGCUCCAGUGAGAGAGAGCCACCCAUUUACGAAGCCCCCGCCGAGGUGCCUGACUCGGACAGUCUCGUGCGCGAGGCGGCCCGGGCUGGGGGCUCAGGCCGGCCCCAGGCCGGGGUCUCAGGCCGGCCCCAGGCCGGCAGCCCCGCCUCCGCAGAGGAGGAGUCUCAGCAGCUGUAGCCUUCCAGUGAAAGUGGGGCACCUGUACGCAGGACACAGAGACGCGUAGGGGACCGAGCCCGUAGAGAGUCACGUGGCACUGAGCGUGCGUCUCAGCAUAGGAACGAUGGCUACUGUUGGUUUUCUUCAGCCGUGGAAUAUUACUAUAGGACGAUCCAAGCACUUGGUGCUGGUAGACGUUGCCAUCUUGUGGUGAACGUGCGACAUGACAGCUCCCAAACCGGACACGUGGAACACAAUCUGAAGAGUGAGGAUCUUUCUUUAGGCCUCAGAGACAAACCGGGCGGGUACAGGAGAAGACCCUACAUCUGUGUGACGCAAACAGCGGAGAGUUCACCUCAGUAGCGUUCAAGUAUAUGUGAACCCUGGACUACAGAUGUAGAGCAGUGAAGCUAGGCCUGGACUCCAAGACUCUUCGCUGGAGGCGUGACGCGCUGCCCUACCUGUGCUCCCAUUAUCAGUCGUUAUUAAGAGCUUGUUUUCAUUUGUUUUGUUCCCUGUGUCUCAGCGCUUUGUAAAAUUACUGAAAAUCACUAUGCAAUGUGAAUUGUGUAUGAUUUUGAACAUAGGAUGAGAAGGGUGAGUGUGUGUCUGUGUGUGUACACACAAGGCAUAAGUAAGAGAUCUCUCCCAUACCAAUCAGUAAAGCACUUGGGAAAUGAACAUAUUAACUGAUAGUCGUGUUUGAUUCACACUUUAGGAAAAUAAAACACACAAACACACAGUCUAAGUACACUGCCUGAUGGACUGGAGUUCUAAUCUUUCACAGUAUAAUGUCAUUAGAGUAUUAGAGUUUCUUUGUUAAGGAAACUGGGUUUCAGAAGUUGAUUGAUUUUGUUUUGUUCGUUCUUUUCCUCAGUAAACGGAUUUUUUUUUUGCAUUUGAUGCUUGAUUUUGCAGGUCUUCUGAAUGGGUCCGUUUACUUAUACCGCACAUCCUCCGUAUCACCACUGAACGGUGUUGGACUGCAGCUGUUAAAGCCGCUGUGCCUUACAGUCCAGUCAUGAAUUAAACACAGUCAUAAUACACUUACGUCGUCAUCCUAAUCAUCACUAUUCCCAAGCAUCCCGUUCACUAACUGUUCGUAUUCGACAAUCGCUUUAGCAGAUUUGCAUUGUACACUAGGUUUACACAAACGUUACCAUAGGAGAGAUUAUUUUAGUCUUUACCCGAGCAUAUUUACUGUAACGUUGACUGAUGAUCACUGGUCAUCUAAUGGUCAUCUACUUUUGCUAUCUGGUGACAGUUCAUACAUUUGUAGUACAUUGUGGGACAGUAGUCUACAACUUAACUGCAUUUCACUGUGUUUACUUUGACCAAGGUGGAAAUUGCAGAACAGAACUGCCAUUUAUAAAUGCGCCUUGUACAAGAUUAUUAUAUGUUUAUUGUAUGUUUCAUGUUAAAUGACUAACUUGUGUGAAGGAUCAAGAUCUGUUUAAUGUUGUUUGUUUCCAGUCUUGAAGGUUUCAGCAAACAGAAUGCUUAUGGCAGGAGAAGGGUGAAGUGCUGUGUAUUUAAAACUGUUGAACAUAAAGACUGAAUAAUAUUUUAAACUGGAAGUGCGUAAAUGAAAAGUAUUACUUUAUUAUUUUCUGCUGACGUCUGGCCAUUAAAAACAAAACCGUGCUCCAGAGAGGAAAGAUCCAUGAUUUCUCCUGGUACAUUAGAAAUGUAGAACUGGAAUUUUUCUCCAAAGCAGAAAUUAUAUUGUUAUAUAGAAUCAUAUUUCAAAAUAAAAGCUACAGAUCAUGUCAAUGUA
Messenger RNA from Electrophorus electricus (electric eel), 3098 nucleotides. It is a transcript of the gene ldlrad3, whose product is annotated as low density lipoprotein receptor class A domain containing 3. The record is from RefSeq and is a predicted model, not a curated record. NCBI's taxonomy places the organism in Eukaryota, Metazoa, Chordata, Actinopteri, Gymnotiformes, Gymnotidae. Gene Ontology annotation, molecular function: low-density lipoprotein particle receptor activity; protein binding. Gene Ontology annotation, cellular component: plasma membrane; signaling receptor complex.